UGGAACAGCUGAUUAUGAUUUACGAGAUCUGUCAAAUUUAUUGAUAACCUAAGAUUAAACAAAUGUUUUGUUUGUUAAUUUCCUACAUAUUAUGAUUUAAUUAGUUACUUAAAAAAUGGACCUUGAAGUUAACUUGCAAGCUAAUAUUAAAAAUAGCAGUACACCAUCACCAUUUGGGAAAGUUUUAAUUUAUACAACAGGUGGAUUAGCUUUGGGCGUCAGUGUGAUAUGUAUACCAUUCGUGUCGCCUGCCUUUAGAAAAUUCUGUCUGCCCUACGUGCCAGCUACCAACAACCAGUUGCACGGAGUUACGACGGCAUUAAAAGGUCGAACAGGUCGAUUACUUGACGUAGGUUCCGGUGACGGCAGAAUCGUAUUUACAGCUGCUAGAUUAGGAUUUAAAGCUGAUGGAGUCGAAUUAAACCUGAUCUUAGUAUAUUACUCACGACUUGCGUCUAUUUUAAACAACCAAUAUAAUAAAACAAAAUUUUAUAGAUGUAAUUUGUGGAAAUUUGACUUAGUGCCAUACAAUAAUAUUGUUAUAUUUGGUGUUGAACAAAUGAUGCAAGAGUUUGAGAAAAAACUUUUGCGAGAAGUGAACGAUGGAACAGUAGUAGUAGCUUGUAGAUUUCCAUUGCCUAAUAUGGUGCCAAUUGAAACGAUAGGACAUGGUGUUGACACAGUGUGGAAAUAUGUUGUAAAAAGAUAACUCAAUGUUAUAUAUAUUUUAUUAAUUAUACAAUGUAAUUAGUCUAAAAAAUUACAAUAUAUCAGAAGCGGCCACUUCUUUUUCUUCCUGUAUACUUAGUAUCAGGUUUAGUCUCUUUCCCCUGUUUCCUUCUCCUUUCUUUCUUUUCUAAGAGCCAUGCUCUUGUAUUUUUGAGUGGUUUACCUCGUGCCGCUUUACAGGCUUCCCUUCUUGCAUAUUUGAUUUGUAAAGAGUUAUCACUUUCUUCUGUUCCUAUAAAUAUAAUAUAAAUUGAUUAUAUUGUAUCUAAAUGUAAUAAUUAUA
Messenger RNA from Melitaea cinxia (Glanville fritillary), 1012 nucleotides. Its product is annotated as ATP synthase subunit C lysine N-methyltransferase. The record is from RefSeq and is a predicted model, not a curated record. The transcript has a single exon. Lineage: Eukaryota; Metazoa; Arthropoda; Insecta; Lepidoptera; Nymphalidae. The coding region runs from base 116 to 709 and encodes 197 amino acids. Gene Ontology annotation, molecular function: protein-lysine N-methyltransferase activity. Gene Ontology annotation, cellular component: mitochondrion. Gene Ontology annotation, biological process: positive regulation of proton-transporting ATP synthase activity, rotational mechanism; regulation of mitochondrial ATP synthesis coupled proton transport; peptidyl-lysine trimethylation.